UUUAACAUCGAUCUUAGCCUAAAAAAGAGAUAGAUAGAUAUAUAUAUAUUUUUUUUUUUUUUGGAUUUGCGCUUCGGAAUUAUUUAACAGUAACACUUUGUGGGGGACAUUUAAAAACAAUGUUUUCCAGUGAAGUGAUUGUCUCAUUACUCGCCGUUAUGUGUAUGGUUGCGAUGCCCAGCGCUCAUGGAGCUGCAUGUGAAUCGAUCAGGAUCCCGAUGUGCAGGUCGAUGCCUUGGAACAUGACAAAAAUGCCGAACCAUCUACACCAUAGCACUCAGGCGAAUGCUAUCCUCGCAAUCGAGCAGUUCGAGGGCUUGCUAGGGACAAAAUGCAGUCUGGAUCUGCUUUUCUUUCUAUGCGCUAUGUAUGCACCGAUCUGCACCAUAGAUUUCCAGCAUGAUCCAAUAAAACCGUGCAAGUCGGUCUGCGAAAGGGCCAAAAGUGGCUGCGAACCUGUCAUGAAGCGAUACAAUCACACAUGGCCGGAAAGUCUUGCCUGCGAGGAUCUACCCGUUUAUGACCGAGGGGUAUGCAUCUCACCGGAGGCAAUAGUAACGGCAGAAGCACCAGAAUCAAUGCCAGAUUUCCCAAUGGACUCUCACAAUGGUAACUGCAGAGGCACUAACACGGAACGCUGCAAGUGUAAGCCAAUUAAACCUAAUCAAAAGACGUACAUACGGAACAAUUACAAUUAUGUCAUUCGAGCAAAAGUGAAGGAAGUGAGAAGCAGAUGCCAUGAUGUGAGUGCAGUAGUUGAGGUUAAGGAGAUCCUCAAGUCCUCCCUUGUGAAUAUUCCCCGAGACAUAGUGACACUCUACUCCAGCUCAGGUUGCUUAUGCCCGCCACUAAAUGCCAAUGAGGAGUAUAUCAUCAUGGGCUACGAGAGUGAGGAACAAUCCAGGUUACUCUUGGUUGAAGGUUCUAUUGCUGAGAAGUGGAAGGACCGUCUUGGUAAAAAAGUGAAGCGCUGGGAUCAGAAACUUCGCAACCCAGGAAGGGGAAAGAGUGAAUCAGCCUCUGGCAAAACCAACACAAAACAAAGUCGUCACUAAAUGCAACAAUGCAAUGGAUGAAACAUUGAGAAUGGCAUUCUUGAAGCAGCAAAGAAGAAAUUGCACUAUUGCACGUUUUUGUUCUAAUGUUGACUAUGAAUCUUAGUUGUUGUUUUGGGGGUUUUUUGGGGCUUUUUUUUUUUUAAUUCUUUUGCACGAAAAAAAAAAUACUGCACACUCUACACAGCGUGGAAACUGGCUUUGCAGAAAAAUGAGUGAAAUAUGUGGUUAAAUUUAUAUCUGAUGCCCCUUUACAAUGAUACCCUGAAGAAUGAUGUUGGAUAUUUAUUGAAUGGGCAAAUAUGCACAGAAUUGGAACUGUGGCUAGAGGAGAAUUAACCAGGUACAUAAUAGCUCAGCAGUGUCUGCGCUCAUUCAGUCUUACAGUGCAAUAUUUAACUAAGUGGAAUUUCAGUUUGUGAGAUUUAGUAAAGCGGAGUAACACACUUGUAAGCAAACACUGUGAAACAAAAGGACAGUUUUUGACAAGUUUGAUGAUGGAAGACUGGGUGUAAUGACUUCAAGGAUAAAAACCACCAUGCUUUAUUAUUACAUUAGAUUUGAUUCCUUUAUUAUUGUAGUCAAUUGUACAGAACUGUUGUUAUCCAAUUAACAUUGCCUUCUGUUUCAGUUCAACACGCUUGUAUUAAACACCCUGGAAUUAAUUAAAGCAUAUAAAGCAUACAUAUUUGUUCGUGAAUAAUUCCAAUGUAUUUCCAAUUUCUAUUGUUUUAAUAAUCAGAUGCAAAAAUAACUGCAUUUCAUGACUUGUUCAUUUUGGUUUGCAGACUUAUGUUCUAGAAAAAUCUUGCGUUUCGCUAAAUAUAUGAAUGUAAUUGACUAUUUUUUUUUUAUUUUGACUAGAAAACCUUGUUCAUUGAUUGCAAAACAGGCUUAAUAAAAUGAAAAGGACACACA
This is a messenger RNA of Polyodon spathula (Mississippi paddlefish), 1973 nucleotides long. RefSeq names its product secreted frizzled-related protein 3-like. The transcript has 7 exons. Gene Ontology annotation, cellular component: cytoplasm. Gene Ontology annotation, biological process: canonical Wnt signaling pathway; non-canonical Wnt signaling pathway. Gene Ontology annotation, molecular function: Wnt-protein binding. NCBI's taxonomy places the organism in Eukaryota, Metazoa, Chordata, Actinopteri, Acipenseriformes, Polyodontidae. The record is from RefSeq and is a predicted model, not a curated record. The coding region runs from base 120 to 1055 and encodes 311 amino acids.